AUGAAUUACCGGCGCCCACCUUACAAUGUGUCGGGCAUGACGUCCGUGAAGGUGGACAACCUGAACGACGCCACCACAGCCAACAGCCUGCUGAGUAUCUUCCAGAAGUUCGGGGAGAUCGGCGACGUGUACAUCCCACGAGACCGCUUCACUCAGAAGCCUCGCGGCUUUGCCUUCGUUCGUUUCCUGAGCAGGUGCCAUGCCGAGGAUGCCAUUGAUGCCCUAGACCAGAUCAUGGUGGAUGGCCGCGUCCUGCGCGUGCACAUGGCGCGCUACGACCGCCUCGCCAACCUCCAGAGCGGCGGCCACGAGGAAAGUCUCGCCCGCAGGUACGAAGGGUGGAGCCUCAGCCCGGUGGGGCCAAGCGCGCUCCAGCCCCAGGGCGCGGCUCACUCCGGCCUCGAGAAGUCUCCAGCUCGCUCUCCUGAUACAACUCCCGCAGCCUUUGAGUACACGUCCACCACCUGUUUCGAGUCCAGCCUCUCGAUGUCCGGAUCUUCCUCGGCGGCAGCAUCCGGGUUGGGAUCCAGAAGCCUUCCAGCAGAGGAAGAGUCCGCGUCACCGCCCAAGAACCCCUCCAAGUCUCCUGAAGACGAAGGAGCGGAAGCUGAUGAAGAAGACUCUUCAGAUGAUAUGUCUAGCAGUGACUCUUUAAUAGACUGGUGUAUCUCUUUCAAAUAA
Messenger RNA from Molossus molossus (Pallas's mastiff bat), 681 nucleotides. Its product is annotated as serine/arginine-rich splicing factor 2-like. The transcript has 2 exons. NCBI's taxonomy places the organism in Eukaryota, Metazoa, Chordata, Mammalia, Chiroptera, Molossidae. Gene Ontology annotation, molecular function: RNA binding. The coding region runs from base 1 to 681 and encodes 226 amino acids. The record is from RefSeq and is a predicted model, not a curated record.